AUGUGUGUAUAUGUAGAGGAUGGGAAGAAACUCCUCAGCUGCCCUCAGUGUAGGCAGACCUUCACACUGAGGCCUGUCCUGCUGAAGAACACCAUGUUGGCAGCUCUAGUGGAGCAGCUGAAGAAGACUCGACUCCAAGCUGCUCCUGCUGAUCACUGCUAUGCUGGAGCUGAAGAUGUGGCCUGUGAUGUCUGCACUGGGAGGAGACUGAAGGCCUUCAAGUCCUGUCUGGUGUGUCUGGUUUCUUAUUGUGAGAAACAUCUUCAGCCUCAUUAUGACUCUGCUCCAUUAAAGAAACACAAGCUGGUGGAGCCCUCCAACAAGCUCCAGGAGAAGAUCUGCUCUCGUCAUAAUGAGGUGAUGAAGAUCUUCUGCCGUACUGAUCAGCAGUGUAUCUGUUACCUCUGCUUAAUGGAUGAACAUAAAGGCCACGACACAGUCUCAGCGGCAGCAGAAAGGACCGAGAGGCAGAAAGAGCUGAGGGAUCGACUCAACAUCCAGCAGAGAAUCCAGGACCGAGAGAAAGACCUGAAGCUGCUCCAUCAGGAGGUGGAGGCCCUCGACCUCUCUGCUGAUAAAACAGUGGAGGACAGUGAGAAGAUCUUCACUGAGCUGAUCCGUCUCAUGAAGAACAGAAGCUCUGACGUGAAGCAGCAGGUCAGAUCCCGCAGA
Pseudoliparis swirei is the source of this 672-nucleotide messenger RNA. Its product is annotated as tripartite motif-containing protein 29-like. The record is from RefSeq and is a predicted model, not a curated record. Gene Ontology annotation, molecular function: zinc ion binding. Lineage: Eukaryota; Metazoa; Chordata; Actinopteri; Perciformes; Liparidae.